Diutina rugosa is the source of this 993-nucleotide messenger RNA. RefSeq names its product elongation of very long chain fatty acids protein. The coding region runs from base 1 to 993 and encodes 330 amino acids. The transcript has a single exon. Gene Ontology annotation, cellular component: endoplasmic reticulum membrane. NCBI's taxonomy places the organism in Eukaryota, Fungi, Ascomycota, Pichiomycetes, Serinales, Debaryomycetaceae. Gene Ontology annotation, biological process: very long-chain fatty acid biosynthetic process; fatty acid elongation, monounsaturated fatty acid; fatty acid elongation, saturated fatty acid. The record is from RefSeq and is a predicted model, not a curated record. Gene Ontology annotation, molecular function: fatty acid elongase activity.
AUGUUCGACGCGUUCCAGUCCCACCCGCUUGUGGACGUGACCUUCCCCCCGACGUUGGACCGGCCGUUUGGGCUCCACUUGUGGCCGAUCUUCUCCUACUGCUUCGAGAAGGUCGUGGGCUACCCUGCCGAGGACUUUGAGUGGAUCCACAACAAGACGUUUUUGGCCAACGGCUACCAGGCCGUCGGCGUCAUCGUGGUGUACUACAUCAUCAUCUUCGGCGGGCGUGCCUUGAUCAACGCCCUCAACAUGCCCGCGCUCAAGCUCAACGGGCCCUUCCAGUUGCACAACAUCUUCUUGACGGUGGCGCUGUUGGUGUUGUUGUUGCUCUGUGUCGAGCAGUUGGUGCCGAUGGUGGCGCGCCGCGGCAUCUUCUACGCCAUCUGCGACAAGGGCGCCUUCACCCAGAAGUUGGUGACGUUGUACUACCUUAACUACCUCACCAAGUACAUCGAGCUCAUCGACACCGUGUUCCUCAUCUUGAAGAAGAAGAAGUUGUUGUUUUUGCACGUGUACCACCACGGGGCCACCGCGCUUCUCUGCUACACCCAGUUGUCGGGUAAGACGUCGGUGGAAUGGGUGCCCAUCACCCUCAACUUGUGGGUGCACGUCGUCAUGUACUGGUACUACUUCCUCUCCGCCCGCGGCAUCAAGGUGUGGUGGAAGGAAUGGGUGACCCGCUUCCAGAUCAUCCAGUUCUUGAUCGACUUGGUGUUUGUCUACUUUGCCACCUACACCCACUACGCCUACUUCUACUUCCCCUGGUUGCCCAACCACGGCGACUGCUACGGUACCCCCGCCGCCGCCGCCUACGGGUACUUGAUCUUGACCUCGUACCUCAUCUUGUUCAUCUCGUUCUACAUCAAGGUGUACCGCUCCAAGGGCACCAAGGGCAAGAAGGCCGUCGCCAACGCCGCUGCCAACGACGCGUCGUCGGCGACCGCCACCGGCGCCGCCGCCGGCCACAGCCACGUUAAACUGAGAAAGGCUUAG